AUGUGGGAGUGGGUCAGAAGAGCUGUGCUGCACUCGCUGUCCACGGCCCUCCUGCGCCUCUGGAAGUGGCUCCGGGCUUUCUGGUACAAAAAUGGCCUCUUGACUCUCUCCAUGCUGUCGGUUGUCACUGGAUGCCUCCUGGGGUUCCUGCUGCGGGCGCUGGAGCUGACAGACCUGGAGAAGCAGUAUUUUUCCUUUCCUGGAGAGCUCCUCAUGAGGAUGCUGAAGAUGCUGAUCCUGCCCUUGAUCACCUCCAGCCUCAUGUCUGGGCUGGCCACCAUGGACUCCAAGGCCUGCGGGAAGAUGGGGGUGAUCACCAUCACCUACUACCUUUGGACAACCUUCAUGGCAGUGACCGUGGGGAUCAUCCUCGUGGUCAGCAUCCAUCCUGGUGCAGCUGCCCAGAAGGACAACUACUCUGUGGGGAAAGUGGUGCUCAGCUCCGCCGACGCGUUACUGGAUUUAAUCAGAAACAUGUUUCCUUCUAACCUGGUUGAAGCCUCGUUCCAGCAGUACCGAACUGUUCUUGUCCCGGUGGUGAAAUCUCCUGGUUUUCCAAAGAUCCCAGGAAAACCUGUUAAUUUUAUUUACUUUGCACCUGAUGACAAAAACCCUGAAAUCCACCGGCCUGUGUUCCUUGAGCUGACACCAUCACCCGAGAUGACCUACAGGACCCUGGCUGGGACCAGCAAUGAGAUGAAUGUCCUGGGCAUUGUCAUCUUCUCAGCAACCAUAGGACUUCUCCUGGGGAAAAUGGGCGAGCGAGGAGCCCCCCUGGUAAACGUGUGCCAGUGUCUGAAUGAAGCAGUUAUGAAAAUUGUCUCGAUGGCUGUUUGGUACUUCCCCUUUGGCAUUGUAUUUCUCAUAGCUGGAAAGAUCUUGGAGAUGGAAGAUCCAUCGGUUAUUGGACAGAAGCUGGGCCUGUAUGUCAUUACAGUAGUGUCAGGGCUUGCCGUGCAUGGAAUCAUCCUCUUACCUCUGCUGUUUGUGCUCAUCACCAAGAAAAACCCCUUUGCUUUCAUUCAGGGGAUACUGCAAGCCUUGCUGAUCGCCUUAGCUACAUCCUCCAGCUCAGCCACCCUGCCCAUCACCCUCAAGUGUCUCCUGGAGAACAACGGCAUCGACAGACGCGUGGCGCGCUUCGUGCUCCCCGUGGGGGCCACCAUCAACAUGGACGGCACCGCGCUCUACGAGGCCGUCGCUGCCAUCUUCAUCGCCCAGGUCAACGAGUAUGAACUGGACCUGGGACAAAUUAUAACUAUCAGCAUCACGGCCUCAGCAGCCAGCAUUGGGGCUGCUGGGAUCCCACAGUCUGGGCUCGUCACCAUGGUCAUCGUGCUCACCUCCGUGGGGCUGCCCACCGAGGACAUCACCCUCAUCAUCGCCGUCGACUGGGCUCUGGACCGGCUGCGCACGAUGACCAACGUGCUCGGGGACGCGCUGGCUGCCGGCAUCAUAGCGCACGUCUGCCAGAAGGACUUUGCCCCAAAGCCCCCCCCGCAAAACCCAAUGAGCAACACAGACAAGUUUCUUUCUGCAGAGACCUCACACCUGCAUCCCAAAGACAAGGGGAUUGAAAUGACUGAGGAAAUCCUGUUGGAUCAGACGGGAGUUCACUACAACAUCUGCCAGGUGUAG
Molecule: messenger RNA, 1638 nt
Organism: Camarhynchus parvulus
Lineage: Eukaryota; Metazoa; Chordata; Aves; Passeriformes; Thraupidae
Product: excitatory amino acid transporter 5-like
Exons: 11
Coding region: 1-1638 (545 amino acids)
Biological process (GO): L-glutamate transmembrane transport
Cellular component (GO): plasma membrane
Molecular function (GO): glutamate:sodium symporter activity; neutral L-amino acid transmembrane transporter activity; L-glutamate transmembrane transporter activity
Source: RefSeq, a predicted model, not a curated record